Messenger RNA from Cotesia glomerata, 1488 nucleotides. RefSeq lists its product as uncharacterized. The transcript has 4 exons. NCBI's taxonomy places the organism in Eukaryota, Metazoa, Arthropoda, Insecta, Hymenoptera, Braconidae. The coding region runs from base 76 to 777 and encodes 233 amino acids. The record is from RefSeq and is a predicted model, not a curated record.
AAAAUUCUCCUUUAGCCAUUCCACAUACCGACCGCCGUCGGUUGUGGUCACGGCGAAAACGUCACUCAUGACGUCAUGACUAAUGCCCACGCAAGGCUCACAACGACCCAUCUAAAGAGGUGGGUCAAAGUGAACGUUGAGAAUAAUUCGGCGCAAUUUUUGAAAUUGUUUUUGAAAUAUGAUAUUCAAAGCUUAAAGAUGGCGACAAGAAAAAUAACAUUAUAUGAUUCUGAAAGAGAAAUUGUAGUAGAAGCUAUCGUUUCUGAAGCUGAAGCUGCUCGUGCAGAAAGAGAUGUAUUUUUUGCAACUGAGCUGUUAAGAAAAAUUAUUAAUCAAAAUUCUGAAGCUUCCGCAUCUGUUGAAGUUGAUCAAGAAUCUAGUGAAUUAUACGAUGAAGAGACUUCAGAGAGUUUUAUUGGAGAAGAACGACUUGAUAGUGAUAAUCCAACCGAUCUCAACUCUGAAACUCCAGAAUUUGAAGAAACUUCAGUAUACAGGUGGAACUCACCCUGCGUAUUAUUAUUAUUGGAAUUAUAUAGGUCUAUGGAAAUAACUCUGAACAGUGGAAAAAUUUCUCAAAAACAAGUAUGGAAUAAAAUAUCCCAAGAUAUGAAAAAAAAAAAAGGAUACGAUGUGACGGGACCGCAAUGUCAUUCUAAAAUACGAAGCCUAAAAAAAACAUAUAAAUCUACUAAGGAUCAUAACAAUAAGUCAGGAAAUAAUAGAAAGACAUGGCAGUUUUACGAUGUUAGUACAAAUUACUCAAUAUUUUCAUAAAUUUUACAUUUACUUGAAUAUUUUAUAAAACCAAUAAACAAUUUUCAACUUCACCAAAAUUAUUUAUAAAAUAUUCAAUUAUUCUUCACUUUUAACAUAAAUAAAUUUAAGUCACAAAUAUUAAAACCACGAAGUCUAGAUAAAAGGAGAACGAUCGGCAUAGGCUUUCUCGCCGUAUUUGCGUCUGUAAUAAUGAGAAAACAUCGGGUACAAUAUUUGUCCGCAAGGCAGCGGUAGUGUUAGAAAGUUCUGAUUUUUAGAACAUGUUUUAAUGUAAACAUUAGAUUGUGUUAUUGAAUGUUGUUGUUGUCAUAGUUAACAAAUAAGCGUUUUAUAAAAUUCAAAAUGGUUAAAAAUUGUGCUGUGGUGAAUUGUAAAAACAGUAAAAAUAAUAAAAAAUGUAAAAAAGAUUUACAACAGGAUGAAAACUCCUUAUUUAAGCUGCCAAAAGACCCUGAUAUUGUUAGACAAUGGAGUCAUAUUUUGGGACAAGAUUUAGUGUCAGAUUCGAAAGUUGACAUUUUUAUUUGUGAUUUGCAUUUUGAAGAAGAAUAUAUUCGUCGGAAAGAUAUUAUUAUUAUUCCUAAUCAAGAACCGUUUGUGUCUGAACGAAAGAAAAUAAUACUCAAACCUGGUGCCAUCCCAACAUUACAUAAAAAUAUUAGCUCAAUAAUACCUGUUACAAAUAUUUCUGUAAAUGCCAAUACAAAC